AAUGCACAAGCGUGUGUGUAAGAGUUGUUGAAAGAAGAAGAAGAAGAAAUCAAAUGAAGUUGUCAGAGUGUGGAUCCGGGUGUAAGGAUCAUCCAAAUGAUAAGAGAGUACCCGGUGUGUGCUCUUCAUGUUUAAGGGACAAACUCUCACAACUUUAUACCAACAACCAUAACACCAACAAAUUUAUUGACCCUACUUAUUUUUAUCCUUCUCCUCCUUCUUCUCCUACUUCUCCUCAACAAUUUUCUUCUGGUGUCGAUGUCAGUGUUUGUGCAUCAUCGAAUAAAGUUUUAUCGGGGAACCGUGGAGUCAAGUUCCGGCGAAACGCAUCCCAUGCGGCGGGGGAUUCGGUUUCUUGUAUGGUAAGUUUCAAUUAUGGGUUGAAUUUGAAGAAGAGUAGAUCGCUUGCUUUUGCUUCGAGGGGAAGAGUUAGAGAGAGGGAUCAUGGGAGUGGAGAAAGAUGGGGAAGGAAGAAAAAAGAUGGGUUUUGGUCAAAGGUUCUUAAGUUGACUAAUAAAAAGGACUCCAAGAAUUCCAUCACUCAAAUGGAAGGACGAGCUUAGUGGUUUCUUUUUUAUUUUAUUUUCCACCAAACAAAAAAGGGUUGGUGGUGAUGUUUAUGUUGCAUAUAAUAUCAUAAUUCGGUGGAUUUCAAGUUUGGCUCGCUGUGGACCAAAAAAUAAAAGGAAAAAGGGAACUUGGAGUCUUUCUUUCUUUACAUUUCGAUUGCAAAAGGGAUAUUAUCAUUGUAAUUUGAAUCCGAAUCCUCUAGGAUUUUACUAUUAGAUUAAUAAAAUUAUUUCAUUCAUAUAA
Molecule: messenger RNA, 813 nt
Organism: Arachis ipaensis
Lineage: Eukaryota; Viridiplantae; Streptophyta; Magnoliopsida; Fabales; Fabaceae
Source: RefSeq, a predicted model, not a curated record